Messenger RNA from Zalophus californianus (California sea lion), 2119 nucleotides. It is a transcript of the gene PTPN6, whose product is annotated as protein tyrosine phosphatase non-receptor type 6. The record is from RefSeq and is a predicted model, not a curated record. Gene Ontology annotation, molecular function: protein tyrosine phosphatase activity. Gene Ontology annotation, biological process: protein dephosphorylation. Lineage: Eukaryota; Metazoa; Chordata; Mammalia; Carnivora; Otariidae.
AGUGGCCUGGCGGGCUGCAUCAAGGAGGAAGUCGCUGAGCUCCCAGCGUUCUUCCUCACCUGUUCAGGCUGCUGUGCACAGCGGCACCCCUUGUGGCCCUGUGCCUGUGACCCCCCGUCCCUCUGGGGAGAUGCUGUCCCGUGGGUGGUUUCACCGAGACCUCAGCGGGCUGGAUGCGGAGACCCUGCUCAAGGGCCGCGGCGUCCAUGGGAGCUUUGCUCGGCCCAGUCGCAAGAACCAGGGUGACUUCUCCCUCUCCGUCAGGGUGGGGGAUCAGGUGACCCAUAUUCGGAUCCAGAACUCGGGCGAUUUCUAUGACCUGUACGGAGGCGAGAAGUUUGCGACGCUAACAGAGCUCGUGGAGUACUACACACAGCAGCAGGGCGUCCUGCAGGAUCGAGAUGGCACGAUCAUCCACCUCAAGUACCCGCUGAACUGUUCCGACCCCACCAGUGAGAGGUGGUACCAUGGUCACAUGUCUGGGGGGCAGGCAGAGACACUGCUGCAGGCCAAGGGUGAGCCCUGGACGUUUCUCGUGCGUGAGGGUCUCAGCCAGCCUGGGGAUUUUGUGCUGUCCGUGCUCAGCGACCAGCCUAAGGCUGGCCCAGGCUCCCCUCUCAGAGUCACUCAUAUCAAGGUCAUGUGUGAGGGUGGACGCUACACUGUGGGUGGUUCAGAGACCUUUGACAGCCUCACAGACCUGGUGGAGCAUUUCAAGAAGACAGGGAUCGAGGAGGCCUCGGGUGCCUUCGUCUACCUGCGGCAGGAUCACUAUGCCACUCGGGUGAAUGCAGCUGACAUUGAGAAUCGGGUCUUGGAACACAAGAAGCAGGAGUCGGAGGACACAGCCAAAGCCGGCUUCUGGGAGGAGUUUGAGAGUCUGCAGAAGCAGGAGGUAAAGAACUUGCACCAGCGGCUGGAAGGGCAGCGGCCAGAGAAUAAGAGCAAGAACCGUUACAAGAACAUUCUCCCCUUUGACCAUACCCGAGUGAUCCUGCAGGGACGCGACAGUAACAUCCCUGGAUCCGACUACAUCAACGCCAACUACGUCAAGAACCAGCUGCUAGGACCCGAUGAGAACACUAAGACCUACAUCGCCAGCCAGGGCUGCCUGGAGGCCACAGUCAACGACUUCUGGCAGAUGGUAUGGCAGGAGAACACCCGCGUCGUCGUCAUGACCACCCGAGAGGUGGAGAAAGGCCGGAACAAGUGUGUCCCAUAUUGGCCGGAGGUGGGCACGCAGCGUGUCUACGGACCCUACGUGGUAACCAACUGCAGGGAACAUGACACAGCUGAAUACAAGCUCCGUACCUUACAGGUCUCCCCGCUGGAGAAUGGGGAUCUGGUUCGAGAGAUCUGGCACUACCAGUACCUGAGCUGGCCUGACCAUGGGGUCCCCAGUGAGCCUGGGGGUGUCCUCAGCUUCCUGGACCAGAUCAACCAGCGGCAGGAAAGUCUGCCUCAUGCGGGGCCCAUCAUUGUGCAUUGCAGUGCAGGCAUUGGCCGCACGGGCACUAUCAUCGUCAUCGACAUGCUCAUGGAGAGCAUCUCCACCAAGGGGUUGGACUGUGACAUCGACAUCCAGAAGACGAUCCAGAUGGUGCGGGCGCAGCGCUCGGGCAUGGUGCAGACGGAGGCGCAGUACAAGUUCAUCUAUGUGGCCAUCGCCCAGUUCAUUGAAACCACCAAGAAGAAGCUGGAGGUCAUGCAGUCCCAGAAGGGCCGGGAGUCAGAGUACGGGAACAUCACCUACCCCCCAGCCAUGAAGAACGCCCAUGCCAAGGCCUCCCGCACCUCUUCCAAACACAAGGAGGAUGUAUAUGAGAACUUGCACAGUAAGAACAAGAAGGAGGAGAAGAUGAAGAAGCAGCGGUCGGCGGACAAGGACAAGAGCAAAGGUUCCCUUAAGAGGAAGUGAGCCAGGCCUCAGGCCUGAUCCCUGCAGAGGCCUCCCGUGGACCAACCCACAGCCGGAACCUAGGAGCCCGCCCCCAUUCUAUUGUAAUUUAAAUGGUUGCGUCCCUACUUCCCUCUUCCUGACCCUGUAUAUAGCCCAGCAGGGCCCCAGGCAGUGCCGGGGCCCUUUACUCUUGUAAAUAAAGGCCUUAGGAUCACUGUC